Ectocarpus sp. CCAP 1310/34 is the source of this 948-nucleotide messenger RNA. NCBI's taxonomy places the organism in Eukaryota, Phaeophyceae, Ectocarpales, Ectocarpaceae. The record is from the annotation of a GenBank genome assembly.
AUAAAAGCAAACAUCGAGAGGGGAGGGCUGGACGCCGGUGCAGACUUCCUCUGGGGCAACCAUCACGGGGGUGGAAGCAACCAAGAGACCCACACAUCCGGCCAGGCAGUGCGGCCGUGCCGUUCGCCGCGAGGUCUCACUCAUCAGAGCACCGGCAAGCACGCAGCGGAGCCAGGGACGGGAGCAGGACGGACAAGGGCAAGCACAGGAUAACGUGGAAAUUACGGGGACGGAAGAUACCGACUGUCAGUGCUGUCUUGGCGGACAUCAACACCAGCCGGGCUUCAUACCGCCCAGGUCAGCUCCUUUCCUGGCAUUGGAUAUGGAGACGGUGAACGGGGUGCAACAAGGAAGGAAUGCAACGACGCCGUUGAAGAUGCCGAACUAGCAAGUGAGACAGCGUCUGCCAUCGUCAACGACUGGGCCGGCACCGCCGACCGUCCCAGGUGUUCCACAGGCGUUGGCGAUACUAUCGACAUGGCGGCCGCGCUCGUGGCAUCGCCGUGCCCAACUCGGUGCUUCACCUCGCCAUCACCUCGUUCCGACCUUGUAGCAACGUUAUGACGACCGGACGUUGGGCAUCAGACAGCGACAGCGUCCAGAUCAAAUCAAUUGUUUUCAAUGGUAAAGUCCAUGUAAGUCUACAGAAUAAGCGUAUCAGUAUCAAGUAUCAUGUAAAUGCACUGACGAUACUUCGCUUAGUCGCACAGGGCAACGAUCAUUCGAAGCGACAAAUUGAGUUUUGGCGCGUCGAAGCACAUCACCCUCGACACCAGAUACUAUCGCCUAUAUGCCGCGGGUUGUACACUUGAACACCUGGGCCGAAAUUGUCGGAUACAUGGCGACAGUGGAACGGCACCUACCAGUAGGGAGAGAAGAGCAACGUGCCAAAAGUGUCUCAAGUCUCAAGCUCAGAGAAAAAUGUCUGUAUCAUCGGCUACAGAAUGG